This is a messenger RNA of Rotaria socialis, 423 nucleotides long. The record is from the annotation of a GenBank genome assembly. NCBI's taxonomy places the organism in Eukaryota, Metazoa, Rotifera, Eurotatoria, Philodinida, Philodinidae.
AUGGAAACAUCAACAUCAACUACAUCCAUUUCGACAGAAGUAUCGAUUUCGAAUUCUAGUAUUAUUAUUAUUGAAAAAGACGUAAUUGGUACGGUUGUUAGUGUCAAUAAAUUAAAACAUUACGCAUUUAUAAAAAGAAUUGAUAAUCAUGAACAACAAGAUGUAUUUGCUCGUGACGUUUCUAUUAUAAAAAAUGAACGUAAACCAAUAUUCUUAAUAUCUGAUCGAUGUAAAUUUGAUAUAAAAAAAACAACUCGAGGUUUCGAAGCUAUUAAUAUCAGUAUCAUACAACGAACUGAUCUUCCCAUUUCCAAAUUUAAAAAAAUACCAAAGAAAAAAAUUCAAGAUCAACAAAAAACGGAAGAAUCUCUUCAACUUUUAAAAUCAUCGAUCAUCGAUUUACUCCGUGAAGCCUUGAAAUAA